AUAGAGCAACACAUAUCCACCGAGUGGUUUUCGGCCGGAACCCAUUGAUUUUCAGUGGUUUCCGGUGCGGAUUGAAAAUUUCCACACUACUAGAACACCCCUUAUCUCAUUUACAAAAGAUGGCUUAAUCCUUAAAAAAUCUUGGAUCUAGAAACGCUUAAACCAAACGCGGUCUAAAUCUUUCUUCCCCAAAUUUCAUUUCGUUUCGUGCGCUUCUUUUUCUCUGGGCAUGGCGUUUGGGUGUUUCCCCUGCUUUCCAUUGAGUUACCGCAAAUCUUCAUGCAGAGAAGAUGAUACAGGAAGUUGCUGUGAAAAAGCUUAGAAUGAAUACCCGACAAGGACGUGCAGCAUUUCGGGCUGAGGUUAAAAUGCUCAGCUGCAUAAAGCAUUCUAACAUCGUCAAGCUGAUUAGCCACCAUGAUGAAGGGGGCAUUGUACGUAUCGCUUAUGAGUUUAUGCCGUUGAGGUCGUUGGAUCUUUAUUUGUAUGAGCAUGAAAUCAACAAGGAGCCUCUAGACUGGCAGACUAGGAUGAAGAUAGCAGAGGGUGUUGCCAAGGCUUUACUGUAUCUGCAUGAUCAAAAUGAGCCUCCUAUAAUCUAUGGAGACCUUAAAACAUCUGGUAUUUUGCUCGAUGAAAAUUUCAAUCCAAAACUGUCCGAUUUCAGUUUUGCAAAACUUGGUCCUACUUGGGAUUGCAGAGAGCCAGGCUCCUAAAAAGCUGAUGGAAACAAUAGGUUACGCAACUUACGCUCCUCCAGAGUAUUUUAUGACUGGAAAGCUCACUUUGAGACAUGUUAUCUAUAGUUUUGGUGUUGUUUUGCUUGAGUUGAUCGCUGGGCGGAAGGCAAUUCAAGAAAACCUGCCUUUUCUGGAGCAAAGUAUUGUUGUAUGGGUAACUUUUUGACCCUUUGUCCAAACACAUGUUUGUUCUUGUCAAUUUUCUUAAUGUAUCACCUUGUUGACUUCGCAAGCACGACCACUUCUGGUCAGUAAAAAAUUCACAGAGAUUGCUGACACUGUCUUGGGAGGACGUUAUCCAGAACAUGGACUUGCUCAAGCUCUUACGGUCGCUGAAAUGUGUAUGCGAGAAGAUGCUACCAAAAGACCUCCGAUAGCACAAAUUGUGACUCUUCUUUCAGAUAUACUCUCAGAAGCUGAAGGAGAAGCAUGGGACAAGAAAGAAGCUUCUUGAUACAUUUGAACCAACCUUUCUUGUUUUAAAGUUGCUCUCGACACAGUAUGCUGGAAGGUUUUCCAUGGGUAGUCAGUACUUUUCUUUGUUAUGUUUUGGUACAUUCAGAUAAUAUAUGUAUAUUUUUUUUUGUUCUGAUACACUCUGAUUGAAUUCAGUCUGUCCGGGUGGGUGAAUCGGCACAGUUUCCUUCAAUUUUUAUUGCUUACUGGAGGAGUCAUUUAGCAUUCUUUUUUUUCCAGCAUAAACACUAAGCAGGCAGAUCG
Papaver somniferum (opium poppy) is the source of this 1460-nucleotide messenger RNA. RefSeq names its product probable serine/threonine-protein kinase PBL7. The record is from RefSeq and is a predicted model, not a curated record. Gene Ontology annotation, biological process: protein phosphorylation. The transcript has 3 exons. Gene Ontology annotation, molecular function: protein kinase activity; ATP binding. Lineage: Eukaryota; Viridiplantae; Streptophyta; Magnoliopsida; Ranunculales; Papaveraceae. Bases 291 to 716 code for a protein of 141 amino acids.